AUGGACAUACAACAUCCCUUCUAUGACAUGGACAUAAAGGUGUCAGGACAGGCUUCAGGAGAGGCAUCGCUGGAGACCAUCCUUAAAAAGGUUGAGGAUUCCUGGAAGAGCACGGAGUUUCCGGUUCUCUCCCACCGGGACUCUAAAGACCUGUUCAUCCUGGGAGGAACGGAUGACAUCCAGGUGCUGCUGGAUGACAGUACCAUCAACAUGGCCACGGUGGCGUCCUCUCGCUACGUCGGCCCCAUCAAGACCAGAGUAGACGAGUGGCAGAGGCAGCUCAACCUCUUCAGCCAGACACUGGAAGAGUGGCUGACUUGUCAGCGUAACUGGCUGUAUCUGGAGAGUAUCUUCAGUGCUCCAGAAUAUAACCCCCUCUCUCCUCCCUCCCUCCCUCCCUCCCUCCCUCCCUCCCUCCUGUAG
Messenger RNA from Oncorhynchus masou masou (cherry salmon), 423 nucleotides. Its product is annotated as dynein axonemal heavy chain 6-like. NCBI's taxonomy places the organism in Eukaryota, Metazoa, Chordata, Actinopteri, Salmoniformes, Salmonidae. Gene Ontology annotation, biological process: cilium movement involved in cell motility. The transcript has 4 exons. Gene Ontology annotation, molecular function: dynein light intermediate chain binding; minus-end-directed microtubule motor activity; dynein intermediate chain binding. The record is from RefSeq and is a predicted model, not a curated record. Gene Ontology annotation, cellular component: dynein complex; 9+2 motile cilium. Bases 1 to 423 code for a protein of 140 amino acids.